AUUAUCAUUAAAAAAAAAAAAGUCCUUUUUAUCUCUCCAAUAUCUACCCUUUCGUUUCACACCUUUUUUUCAUUCUCGUAAAUUUCAAUUCAAAAUUUCUCCACCAUUUUUUCCAGAUCUACACUCCUUCAGUCUUCACUCUGCAAAUGCCUCCCAUUGAUACGAGCUCCGAUAUCAGAAGAUCAUCAACUAAUCCAGCUACUCUAAGUAUGAGUGAGUAUGCGUUUGCGGAUCUCAAUAACUUGGAGCACUGUGCCAAGUAUUUGAACAAUACCCUCGUCACCUUCGGCUUCCCUGCAUCACUGGAUCUCUUUUCUAAUGACCCCGUAUCGGUAGCGAGGACUUGCAAUUGUAUACAUGCUUUGUUGCAGCAGAGACAGCGGGAUGUUGAAUUUCGGGAGUCCGCCAAUGAACAGAGGCAACGGCUCUUAUCAGACAUUUCAAGGUUGGAAGCUAAAGUGGAGAGGCUGGAAUCCCAGUUAUCUGCGAAAGAUAGAGAGAUAGCUAGUAUGACCAGAACGGAAGCGAAAGCUACAGCAGCUUUCAGAACCCAGAUCGAUAAGUUGCAGCAGGAGCGAGAUGAAUUUCAGAAGAUGGUUUUGGGUAACCAGCAAGUGAGAACUCAACAGAUUCAUGAGAUGAAGAAGAAAGAAAAAGAGUAUGUAAAGUUGCAGGAGCGUCUUAAUCAAGUAGUGAUGGAGAAAAAGAAGGAAUCUAGAUCAGGCAUGGAAAUUAUGAAUUUACUACAGAAAGAAGGCAGGCAGCGUGGGACGUGGACUGGGAAGAAGGCUGACACUGAUUUCUACAAAAAGAUUGUGGAUACUUGUGAAGCAAAAAAUCAAGAAUUGAUGGCAGAAAAUGCUGAUUUGAGGACAUUAUUACGUUCAAUGCAGGCUGAUAUGCGUGAAUUCUUGAAUGCUCCGAAUGGGAAGCAGUCUUCUCCUGUCAAUGCUAGAUCAGAUACUGACCUGUCACAGUCCCCUUUGGGUGGGAGGACGGACAUGUUUGAUCUGCCUCUUCACAUGGCCAGAGAUCAAAUUGAAGAAAGUCUUCGAACAAAAAUGAGCUCAAUAAAGGAGCGCAUGGUUCAGCUUCAAGAUGCACAAAAGGGAGCAGAGUUCACUUCUGAGGUGUCGGAGAGAGAACUUGAGCUUGAAGCUCAGCUUGUUGAGGCAAGAAGCAUUAUUCAAGAGCAGGCAUCUAUAAUGUCUAAACACAUUCCUAGAUCUGAUAGGCCAAGGAGACUAAGUGGCCAUCUAAAUUCUGAGAGGGACUCAAUACUGUGAUUACCACAAGGGACUGUUACCUCGAAAGUCCCUGUUGCUAGGCUACAUGGCACUUGGUUCGUUGAUCACGUAAUCCUAGUUGUAGUUGCUAUUGGUCAGCUUGACGCACAUUGUUGAAAAAGAUGUACACACUGAUAACUGUGCUCACGUCAAUUGUUCGGAGUAUUCAGGAGACUGGAAACUAUCAACAAAGCUGGAUCUUAGUUUCGAGUAAUAGCUCAUUGCUUCCUUAGUAAGAGUAAUGUACAUAUGUAAUUGCUCUGUGUGCUUAAAUUAUCCUAACUUUUAGACAUAGGUUCAGCUGAACAUAUCGUUUGAACAGGUUUUACCCGUUUCGGCAUUUCUAUUUGUAUUGCCUUAUGAGUUAUGACAUGUAUUUGUUGCAAAGACA
Salvia miltiorrhiza (redroot sage) is the source of this 1677-nucleotide messenger RNA. RefSeq lists its product as uncharacterized. Bases 147 to 1286 code for a protein of 379 amino acids. The record is from RefSeq and is a predicted model, not a curated record. The transcript has 15 exons. Lineage: Eukaryota; Viridiplantae; Streptophyta; Magnoliopsida; Lamiales; Lamiaceae.